Messenger RNA from Drosophila yakuba, 1007 nucleotides. RefSeq names its product transcription factor BTF3 homolog 4. Gene Ontology annotation, cellular component: nascent polypeptide-associated complex; cytosol. Lineage: Eukaryota; Metazoa; Arthropoda; Insecta; Diptera; Drosophilidae. Bases 166 to 912 code for a protein of 248 amino acids. The transcript has a single exon. The record is from RefSeq and is a predicted model, not a curated record.
GCCUCACUUGUCUGAUUUGGCGUGAGGAGCACAGUCGAUUCACAUCUCCGAGCUGAUAUUACUAAACUACUUGCUUAGCACAGCAUUUUUCCAAGUGAAAUUUGAAACGAAAUUAUUUUCUACACACUUUACACCUUCAAGUUGAAAGAGUUUCGAAGCGAAGCAAUGGAUGCGAACAAGCUAAAGAAAAUGGAGGAGGUGGUGCGCAUCGGUGGCAGGGGAACAGUGCGCCGCAAGCACAAGAACAUACCAUCCUCGGCUGCGGUCGAAGAGAAGCGUCUGCAGACCACAUUGGGCAAGUUACCAUUGAGCCAGGUCAACGGUAUCCAGGAGGUGACCAUCGAGUUUACCGAUUCCAGUGAGAUGGUGGUAAGCAUGCCCAGGGUUCAGGGCACCACAUCCAGUAAUCUGUUCGUGAUUACCGGCGAUUUCGUGCGCAAGUCGUCAUCAGCUGGCGGCCCAUCGAAAGUGGCCAAGGCAUCCAAGCCGGUAGCUGGUUCCGUCUGUAAAUCAGAAUCGCAGGAGGGCAUCAAGGUGGUAGCCAAGAAGCCCAAGAAGCCACGCAAUCGUCUUCGUUCUCGCAACAAGAAGGCCCAAAUGUUGCUCGCCGCAAAGAAAGAGGAAGCAUCGGAGCUGAAGAACGACCCCAUGGCUGGCGGGGAUUCGGAGCCGAAGCAAAGCGUUGCUGCUGAAUCAAUUCAGAGCUCUUCCGAAGAUGGUGACGAUCCGAAUGAUGGCAAGGAGUCAUCGGAUGGUUCUGAUGUGGCUGAGACCAUCGUCGGCGACGCAGAUUCACUGGGCAGUUUCGACGAGUGGGAUAAUCUAUCCUUCUACGACGAUGACUAUGAUUCCCAGGCGGAGCAGCCCGAUCCGGAGACUACUGACGCUCAGGUGUCCGAGGACGAGGAUUAGGCAUCUUCGUUUGUUGCUACAUUUGUACCAAUAUGCUAAAUAAAAUGCAUACUAAAUAAGUGCCCAUAUGCACCGUAAUAAAUAUUUUCUCUAAA